This is a messenger RNA of Daldinia loculata, 2292 nucleotides long. RefSeq names its product feruloyl esterase-like protein B precursor. Bases 396 to 2147 code for a protein of 583 amino acids. The record is from RefSeq and is a predicted model, not a curated record. Lineage: Eukaryota; Fungi; Ascomycota; Sordariomycetes; Xylariales; Hypoxylaceae. The transcript has a single exon.
CCUACAUAGUAGAGCACUAUGCUCAGAAUGCCUACUGCGUGCCGAUACAUUAUUUUCUUUAAUAGGAGCCUUGAACUACACCAAGACGAAUUAUCUUUAACGAAGUAUUAUAUGAUGAACUCACUAACUAUUUCAAUGAUCUUAUUCUCAUUUUUGGCGGUUAAAUACCUACCUAACCUGGAUACAAACCCCACCGGCUACUACGUCGAUGGAGGUUCUAAAGGAGGCGCGGCUCAUCAUAACGGCAGUGGAAUAUCGUCAAGGAUGCAGCAUGCUUUAUAUUAGGCGGGAUGCCCCCUGAUGUUUUUGUUGCUCUCAAUCAGAAUCCGUUCUCAUAAUUUCGUUCCCUUCCAAUAUCAAUCCGCCCCAACACCUCGCUUCUAGUCUCGCGUAUAAUGCUUUCUCCUCAGAAAUUAUUAGGCUUAAGUGCCUUCAUAGCUGCUGCGAGAGCUGCCUUGCUUUCCGACUACUGCACACCUGCUUUUGCUGCAAGCGUAUUGCCAAUUCAGGACCUCGGACUAGGUGUCACUAUCGACGUCUCAUCGGUGUCAGCUAUCCUUGCAACUAACAAAUCAGUUAGCUCCGAAUGGUUUGGGACUUCUGUGAUCGACUACUGCAAUAUCACGUUCGCCUAUUCUCACGAUGGAAUUGUGAACGACGUCGUCCACGUGUCGUAUCUUGUCCCGCCACCAGACAAGUUCUUAAACCGAUACGUCUCUACUGGAGGAGGCGGGCUUGCUAUCAAUUCGGGGUCACGGUUCAGUCCUGUCGGCGUCAUUUCCGGUGCUGUGUCGGGCAUUACGGAUGGAGGUUUCGGCAACUUCGAUACUCAGUACGAUAAAGCAUUCCUCUUGGCGAAUAACACGGUCAAUUGGCAAGCAACAUAUAUGUUUGGAUAUCAGGCCCAUCACGAGCUUGCUACACUCGGGAAACAGUUUACCAGGAACUUGUUCAGCAUAUCCGAUAGCGAAAAGAUCUAUUCCUACUAUCAAGGGUGUUCCGAAGGUGGCCGUGAGGGAUGGAGCCAAAUUCAACGCUUCGCGGAUCAAUUUGACGGACUCGUAACUGGUGCACCUGCUUUCCGAUUCAGUCAUCUGCAGACGAAUCAUUUGUCAGGCGGGGUCAUAGAAAAGGCAAUCGGUUACUUUCCGCCCCCUUGCGAGCUUGAGAAAAUCGCCAGCUUAACAAUCGCUGCUUGUGAUAGCUUGGACGGUAAGGCAGAUGGCGUGGUUGCGCGGUCCGACCUCUGCAAGCUAAGCUUUGACUACAAUUCGACAAUAGGUCAGCCAUACUACUGUCCGGCAUCUAAUGGUGGAUUCCCGGGAGCUUCCCCGUCCGUGCGCCGGCGUCAGUUUCCGGGUCCCAGCCCUACGCCUGAACAGAAUGGUACCAUCACCGCCGAGGGCGCAGCAGUGGCUUCCGCGUUUACGAACGGCCUGAUAGACUCUAAGGGGAAACGCAUCUACAUAAACCCCCAACCUGGCUCUUCCCUCACGGACGCUACAACUCAAUUCAAUGAGGAUACAGGUGAAUGGGAGCCCAAUCUCUCGGGUUUGGGACCGCAGUGGAUAACACGCUAUCUGUGGCUCCAACAGAAAGAUUCGCUUGAUAGUCUCGAGAAUGUGACCGCCGAUACUCUGCGGGACUGGAUGGCAUUCGGUAUGCAAAAGUACCAGGACUCGCUUCAGACGACCUGGCCAGACCUAAAUCCCUUCAAGGCCGCCGGGGGUAAAGUCAUCCUUAUCCACGGAGAGGCGGAUUCUGCAAUCCCAGCUGGAUCUUCAAUUCAUUAUUACGACUCUGUUCGGAAUGCCAUGUACGACGACCUAAGUUACGACGAGAGCAUAUCCGCAAUGGAUGACUUUUACCGCCUAUAUAUCGUUCCUGGCGGAUCUCAUUGUGGAAGCAACCGAGAUCAACCAGGCGGUGGCUGGCCCGCAGCUACACUCCAAGCAGUUAUCGAAUGGGCCGAGAACGGAGUCGCCCCUGAUACACUCGACAACGCGGGGGAUAUUAAUGUCUUGUGCAAAUGGCCCCUCCGCCCGCUAUGGUCUAGUAAUGGAACUCAUUUCGAUUGCGUAUAUGACUCUGAAUCGACGGAGUCCUGGACUUAUACGUUUGAUGCCUUCAAAUACCCGAUCCAUUAGAAAAUUAGUGCCUUGCACCGUUCUAUAGCUAGAGUGCUGUACUUAUCUGGGUACCUAUAUUGAUAAAGACUACAAGCUCCGAUGGUCAUAUUCAUAGUAUCCAAUGUACUUGUAAUUUAGUAAAAAAUAACAUUGUAUACCAGCA